AUGGUGCGAGGUGAGCUCUACUGGGCUGGGGAUGAAGACCUCCAAGCCAACAGAACACGAUGCAAAAAGGCUUGCGAAGCGUUCAACGCAGCAGCCCAUGAACCAAGACGCCGCCAAGUCGAGCUUUGGAGAAGCAUCGUCGGAGACACUCGGUCGAUGCCACCUGCCAGAAGCGAUCCCAAGGAAGAUGAAGCGCUCUUUUAUGAUACGGACCCUCACGUCGAUCGGCCUAUCUCAGUUGACCACGGGAUCAACUUUAAGGUUGGCACUGGGACUUUUCUCAAUUUCAACCUCGUUGUUCUUGAUACCUGCUUGAUUACGAUCGGAAACAAUGUCUUGUUCGGCCCCAACGUGUGCCUCUACGGCGCCAUUCACCCACUCGACCCAACUCUCCGGAACGGAAUCAAAGGUCCCGAGGCUGGCAAAGAAAUCCAUAUUGAAGAUGACGUUUGGAUCGGUGGGAGUGUGCUCGUUCUGGCUGGAGUCAGAGUUGGCAAAGGCAGCACUGUUGGGGCCGGGUCGGUUGUAACCAAGGACGUGCCACCGUAUCAUUUUGUAGCGGGAAAUCCGGCCAGGGUUAUCCGUCCCAUUGAAACCAAUUUCGCAUCCAAAUGA
Messenger RNA from Trichoderma virens Gv29-8, 615 nucleotides. RefSeq lists its product as uncharacterized. NCBI's taxonomy places the organism in Eukaryota, Fungi, Ascomycota, Sordariomycetes, Hypocreales, Hypocreaceae. The record is from RefSeq and is a predicted model, not a curated record. The transcript is spliced from 3 exons. The coding region runs from base 1 to 615 and encodes 204 amino acids. Gene Ontology annotation, molecular function: acetyltransferase activity.